Protopterus annectens (West African lungfish) is the source of this 2189-nucleotide messenger RNA. It is a transcript of the gene TKT, whose product is annotated as transketolase. The record is from RefSeq and is a predicted model, not a curated record. Gene Ontology annotation, cellular component: extracellular exosome; endoplasmic reticulum membrane. The transcript has 14 exons. The coding region runs from base 224 to 2092 and encodes 622 amino acids. NCBI's taxonomy places the organism in Eukaryota, Metazoa, Chordata, Ceratodontiformes, Protopteridae. Gene Ontology annotation, molecular function: transketolase activity; thiamine pyrophosphate binding. Gene Ontology annotation, biological process: pentose-phosphate shunt, non-oxidative branch; ribose phosphate biosynthetic process.
CUGUUCAGAGGUACAGUCAGUCCAGAGUCAGCUCACUGUCUUCCCUUCAUCUGACACGCCCACUAUUUUAGGCCUGCAGAGAGCUUCUCCAGCUUCUGGCAGCAAGUUCUUGUCUAGAACGUCUGUAAGUUAAAACCGAGAAGUAGCGCUUCAUAACCCUUUCAUCAAAGCGGGUCGCUGGUGUGCAGCUGCUGUAAAUUAGCUCAGAAAAUUUCGAUUAUCCAUGGAGGCUUAUCAUAAACCUGAUCAUGCGACCCUGCAGACUUUGAAAGACAUAGCAAACAGGCUGAGAAUCAGCUCCAUUAAGGCCACCACUGCUGCCGGCUCAGGACAUCCAUCAUCAUGCUGCAGUAUGGCUGAGAUCAUGUCGGUGCUCUUCUUUCAUGUCAUGAAGUACAAACCUGAAGAUCCCAGAAAUCCCAGCAAUGACCGCUUUGUUCUGUCUAAGGGACAUGCUGCUCCAGUUUUGUAUGCUGCCUGGGCUGAGGCUGGCUUUUUGAAGGAAAAUGAGUUGCUCACUUUGAGGAAACUUGAUUCUAUUCUGGAGGGCCAUCCUGUUCCUAAACAGCCUUUUGUUGAUGUUGCUACUGGAUCCUUGGGUCAGGGCCUUGGUGCUGCCUGUGGUAUGGCUUACACUGGGAAAUAUUUUGAUAAAGCUAGCUAUCGGGUGUACUGUGUGCUUGGAGAUGGAGAGGUAUCAGAAGGUUCCGUCUGGGAAGCCAUGGCUUUUGCUUCCUACUACAAAUUGGACAAUCUUGUCGCUAUCCUUGACAUCAACCGAUUAGGACAAAGUGAGCCUACCCCACUUCAGCACAAAAUGGAAGUCUACAAGAGUCGAUGUGAAGCAUUUGGGUGGAAUGCCAUUGUUGUUGAUGGCCACAGUGUGGAAGAACUAUGCAAGGCCUUCUAUCCAUGCAAGAAAAAGCCACUUGCCGUUAUUGCAAAAACUUUUAAAGGACAUGGAAUCCUAGAUAUCAGUGAUAAGGAAUCAUGGCACGGUAAGCCUCUUUCUAAAGACAUAGCUGAGAAAGCCAUCAAGAAUCUUGAAAAUGAAAUCCAAAGUAAUAAGAAACUUAAACCACAAUAUCCAGUUGAAGAUGCACCCUCAGUGGAUAUUUGCAACAUUACAAUGGAUCCGCCAACCUAUAAAUGUGGGGAUAAGAUAGCAACACGCAAGGCUUAUGGGACAGCACUGGUAAAACUAGGUAACGCCAAUGCCCGAGUAAUUGCAAUGGAUGGAGACACCAAGAAUUCUACCUUCUCAGAGUUGUUUAAGAAAUCGCAUCCAAAGCGUUACAUUGAAUGCUUCAUUGCUGAACAAAAUAUGGUCAGUGUUGCUGUGGGCUGUGCAACACGCAACAGGACUAUUGCAUUUGCCAGCACAUUUGCUACAUUUUUCAGUCGAGCUUAUGACCAGAUCCGAAUGGCAGCUAUAUCUGAAAGCAACAUUAAUCUGUGUGGCUCACAUUGUGGUGUUUCCAUUGGAGAGGAUGGACCUUCUCAGAUGGGCCUGGAAGAUUUAGCAAUGUUCAGAGCCAUUCCCACUGCCACAGUUUUCUACCCGAGUGAUGCUGUGUCUACAGAAAAUGCUGUCAGACUUGCUGCACAAACAAAGGGUAUUUGCUUCAUUCGAACCAGUCGUCCUGAAAAUGAGGUUCUGUAUGAAAACAAUGAACACUUCCAAAUAGGACAGGCUAAGGUGGUUUUAAAGAAUACGAAUGAUGAAAUAACCUUGAUUGGUGCUGGAGUUACUUUGCACGAGGCACUGGCUGCAGCAAAGGCUUUGCAGAAAGAACAAAUCAACGUCAGAGUGAUUGACCCAUUUACCAUAAAACCGCUGGAUGCUAAAACAAUAAGAAAUAAUGCUAUUGAAACUGGAAAAAAUAUUUUGACUGUGGAGGACCAUUACUAUGAAGGUGGUAUAGGAGAAGCAGUCAUGGCUGCAGUAUCUGAUGAACCUGGUAUAGCUGUCCAUCGUCUGGCAGUGUCAUGUGUACCAAGGAGUGGUAAACCAGUUGAGCUGCUCAAACUGUUCAAAAUUGAUAAGGAUGCUAUUGUUGAUACUGUAAAGCGAAUAUUAAAUAGGGUCUAAUAAUGCAUUCUGUGGUGCUACAGCUUACUCAAAGUAUUUGUUGUUUAACUUUACAACCAGAAUUAUUUACUCAAUAAACUACUUCCAAAGGUUCAAA